Messenger RNA from Echinops telfairi (small Madagascar hedgehog), 558 nucleotides. RefSeq names its product olfactory receptor 6C2-like. Gene Ontology annotation, biological process: G protein-coupled receptor signaling pathway. Gene Ontology annotation, molecular function: olfactory receptor activity. Gene Ontology annotation, cellular component: membrane. The transcript has a single exon. NCBI's taxonomy places the organism in Eukaryota, Metazoa, Chordata, Mammalia, Afrosoricida, Tenrecidae. The record is from RefSeq and is a predicted model, not a curated record. The annotation marks the transcript as partial.
UAUGUGACCAUUAUGAGCAGCAGAGUCUGCAAGAAACUUGUGUUUUGCUGUUGGUUAUCUGGAUUGUUGAUCAUAAUCUCCCCCCUUAGUCUAGGACUAACUCUGACGUUCUGUGAUUCAAAUGUUAUUGAUCAUUUUCUCUGUGAUGCUUCUCCUCUCCUGAAGAUUUCAUGUUCAGAUACACGGUUUAUGGAGAAAACUGUUUUAACCUGUGCAGUACUGACUCUCAUCUUGACCCUUGUGUGUGUAGUUCUCUCCUAUGCUUAUAUCAUUAAGACAAUUUUAAGAUUUCCAUCUGUCCAGCAAAGGAAGAGAGCCUUUUCCACCUGUUCAUCACACAUGAUUGUGGUGUCCAUCACUUAUGGAACAUGUAUGUUCAUCUAUAUGAAUCCUACAGCAAAGGAAGAAGUGACCAUUAAUAAAGUGGUAGCACUCCUCAUUUCUUCUAUUUCACCUAUGUUAAAUCCAUUUAUUUAUACCCUGAGAAAUAAGCAAGUGAAGAAUGCUUUCAAGGACUCAAUCAAAAGAAUGGCAUCAUUCUUAAAGAAAUAUAACUAA